AUGAGUGACGAGCUUCACGCCUCAGCGACUACCCCGGAGAACCGUCCAGGUUCUCCGUCUACGCCAGGAACACCUCAGGUCGACACGGAGGAGAAGUCCGAGAUCAGGAAAGAGACGGAAGACAGCGAGAAUGAAGAUACAGGUCCAACGGACCGGGAAGAGGAAAAAGAGACCCAGCGAGAAAGCAGAGCAGCCGACGAGAAGGCAAACGGCUCCGCACCACCAUUGCCCGACGAGGUCCCUCCACCACUCCCCAACGAAGCUCCGCCAGGCGCCGCCGAGGACGAUGGGUGGGAGCCCGUGUGGGAUGCCAACGCUCAAGCGUACUAUUUUUACAAUCGGUUCACCAGUAUCUCGCAAUGGGAGAACCCUCGCGUACCCAAUGCAACAGCCCCCGGCACAGAGAGUACCAGCCACACCACCACCGAAGCGCUCCCAAAGAAAAAAGAACCGGUACUUGGAGGCUACAACCCUGCGAUUCAUGGGGAUUACGACCCGACCGCUCCCUACGCGCAACAGCAUGAAGAACCAUCGGAAGGGAGCAGCGGACCCGCGCUUGACCCGAUCGCCGCGUACGGCGCCACUGGUACAUUCAAUCGGUUUACCGGCCGCUGGCAGGCGGAUUCGAUCAAUGCAGAGAACCACAAUGAUGAGAACAAGUCGCGGCGACAGAUGAACGCUUUCUUUGAUGUGGACGCCGCAGCCAACAGCCAUGAUGGCCGGAGCCUUCGGGCUGAGCGGAGCGCGAAGAAACUGAGCAAGAAGGAGCUGAAGAUGUUCAAAGAGAAGCGCCGAGAAAAGAAAGAAGAGAAGCGGAGGGCGUGGUUGCGAGAUUAA
This is a messenger RNA of Penicillium canariense, 837 nucleotides long. RefSeq names its product WW domain-containing protein. The record is from RefSeq and is a predicted model, not a curated record. Bases 1 to 837 code for a protein of 278 amino acids. NCBI's taxonomy places the organism in Eukaryota, Fungi, Ascomycota, Eurotiomycetes, Eurotiales, Aspergillaceae. The transcript has a single exon. Gene Ontology annotation, molecular function: protein binding.